Knipowitschia caucasica is the source of this 381-nucleotide messenger RNA. The record is from the annotation of a GenBank genome assembly. NCBI's taxonomy places the organism in Eukaryota, Metazoa, Chordata, Actinopteri, Gobiiformes, Gobiidae.
AUGGUCUCCAGAGUCUCUCUGGUGAUAGGAGAGGACCUGGGGCCGCCGCCGCUCCCUCUGAGGGUAUAUGUGGGUAGCAGAUGUCGACCACUGCACAUCAGAGUCUCUGCCUCUCUGCUGGGGCGCAUCUUCCUCCGAAGGAUUGUCGCUGAGCUGCUCCUGGUCUGCCUCACCGGCUGCUGCCAGUUGACCAUCUUCUGCUGCGGUGGCCUGGUCGUCAUGGUGAUGAGAGUCUACCGCCUGGGGUUGGUCCAGCUGCUGCUCCAGCUCAGGUUCGGGAGUGUGCACCUGAGCUCUGCUUUCCUCACGAAUCCGCAGGCGAGGAGAUCUCCAGACAAGAGCGCCUUCUUCAUCACUGUCCGUGUCUGUGGCCUCUUGUAA